Aspergillus campestris IBT 28561 is the source of this 183-nucleotide messenger RNA. Its product is annotated as mitochondrial 54S ribosomal protein bL33m. Bases 1 to 183 code for a protein of 60 amino acids. Gene Ontology annotation, cellular component: ribosome; mitochondrion. The transcript has 2 exons. The record is from RefSeq and is a predicted model, not a curated record. Gene Ontology annotation, molecular function: structural constituent of ribosome. Lineage: Eukaryota; Fungi; Ascomycota; Eurotiomycetes; Eurotiales; Aspergillaceae. Gene Ontology annotation, biological process: translation.
AUGGCCAAAAAAUCUAAAUCCCGCACCGUCGCCGUCCGCCUCAUCUCCAUGGCCAUGACUGGCUACUUCCGCACAAUGAUCCGCCCCCGGACGCACCGCCCGCUCAGCAUGCUCAAGUAUGAUCCGGUUGUCAAGAAGCAGGUACUCUUUUUGGAGGCUACCAAGGGUGGGCGCAAUAAAUAA